AAAAGCUUGCAGAUAGGACUUUUACGUACGUUCACUGGAAACCGGAAGUGUGUCCCAUAUGUAAAUAAGACCGAGUGGAAACAAGUUGAACAGAACCCUAAACACUGAGUGCAUCGCUUACAUCUGGCCGAAAGUUUACCCUCCGACUUCCCUGGAGCUACAGUAUGGACAAAAUGGAGCAGCGAUUGGCAGCGUUUCGAGCUCGUAAAAAAGCGGAGGCCGCGAGUAAAAUCGACAAUAACAAGCCACCCGAAUCCGCGGAGACGCAACCUGUACCUGAGUGCACAACAAACGAGAAGUCGGCAAACAAGGAAACGGCGCCGACUUCUUGUAGUGUCCCUACUGCCACGACAACAAGACAUCCGCAUGACUCGGACUGGUUGCUGGACAGCGCUCUCGGAAGGUGGCUUGGUGUUGACCGUUUGGCGUUCACUAAUCUGACUGUGCUGAAGUUGCUUCUGUGGUUGGUACUUCUCGGACUGUUCUCGGAGCUGGAAUUCGGACUGCCAUUCUUUCUAAUUUCCCUGUUCUACUGGCUGUACGAGGGGUUGAGAGCCCCAGCAGAGCGCCGUCCAGGUGAAAUGAGCGCUUACUCCGUGUUCAACCCUGACUGUCAGCCCAUCCUUGGCACUCUGACAGCUGAACAGCUGGAAGGGGAGAUGGGCUACAGGCCCAUGGCCAACAGGGCAAACAGAUGACCCAGGGAAACCCAGGGCUGAGACUUUCUGUAGGCUACAGAUGCCAAAGUGGACAAGUGAAGUGAGAUGAUGUCUGACUGAUAACCUGAAUAAUAACUUCAUAAUAUCUGAUUAAUAACUUUGAAAUCUGGUGCACUUUCACACUUUGUUUUUUGUUUUAUUUUUAUUUUAUUAUUAUCAUUAUUUUUUCCAAAAUGCUGCAAUCAAUAAAAUAAUGAAGUUGGUUCCA
This is a messenger RNA of Engraulis encrasicolus (European anchovy), 927 nucleotides long. It is a transcript of the gene saysd1, whose product is annotated as SAYSVFN motif domain containing 1. Lineage: Eukaryota; Metazoa; Chordata; Actinopteri; Clupeiformes; Engraulidae. The transcript has 2 exons. The record is from RefSeq and is a predicted model, not a curated record. The coding region runs from base 165 to 698 and encodes 177 amino acids.